Solea senegalensis (Senegalese sole) is the source of this 3514-nucleotide messenger RNA. Its product is annotated as protein crumbs homolog 1-like. The transcript has 8 exons. Lineage: Eukaryota; Metazoa; Chordata; Actinopteri; Pleuronectiformes; Soleidae. The record is from RefSeq and is a predicted model, not a curated record. Bases 145 to 3201 code for a protein of 1018 amino acids. Gene Ontology annotation, molecular function: calcium ion binding. Gene Ontology annotation, cellular component: protein-containing complex; plasma membrane. Gene Ontology annotation, biological process: establishment or maintenance of epithelial cell apical/basal polarity; heterophilic cell-cell adhesion.
CCAUGCGUUUCAGUAAGCAGGCACAUGUGUGGAGGAGCAGAGCUGAAGAUGGAGCCGCACACCUAUUAUGUGCUCGACACCUGUCACUGACCUGAAAUGAAGAUACUGCCAAACAUCUAGACAUUUGGACAACCUUUGUGAACAAUGCUGCAGUACAGCAUUCAUGUGUGGAUGUUAUGGUUGCUUUAUGCAGGCACUUUGUCAAGUGAGGACAUCAGUGGAUGUGAACUGCAGCCGUGCCAAAAUGGUGGCAUAUGUGAGAGCCACAGUGGGGGAUUCAAAUGCCUUUGCUCCCAGCAGAGACAAAAUGGACGCCUCUAUGGGGGUGAGAAUUGCACAGUUGCACUUUCAGGCUGUGAUGUCGACCAGUGUGAGAACGGAGGAGUUUGUUCUCCGUUACUUGUGAAUGACCAGCACACUUACACAUGUGUCUGCCUUGCUGGCUUCACAAGCCCAAAAUGCAAAACCCCCACUGUCUUUUCAUUUGAGUCCGAAGGCUACAUUUACAUAGAGACACAGCUUCGGUACCCAGAGGCUCCUCUUCGUGUCAAAUUCAGCUUCAAGACAGAGAGAACAGAUGGUACACUCAUGCAGCGCCGAGUGGAUGACCUGCUCCUCAGCAUCGAGCUGAAGGAUGGGCAUCUUGCCCUCCGCAGCCUGAAAGGUCAAGCCACAAGGACACUGGUUCAAGAACUCCCAGAGUACCUGUCAAACCAGAAGUGGCACACAGUAGAAGCAUCACUGGGCAGUGUGGUCAGCCACAUCAGGUUGCUCUGCACUGAAAGAGACUGUCCAAGAGACUCCAGUGUUGGAGUCCAGCUGCUGGACAGAACUUCUGCUCUCACCAAGCCAGGAAUAGUCCGUCAAAGCCUCUUCAUAGGAGCAGCGAGAGGUUUGGACAGAGCAGUGGAUGAAGCAGAGUACCCAUCUGCUUUUCUUGGCUGCUUCAGAGAUGUGUUUGUGGAUUCACAUCUGGUGUUACCAGAGCCAGAGAAUUCAGACACUCAGACAAACAUUACUGUGGGAUGCAGUGACAAAGACAAGUGUGAAAGCAGCCCUUGUCAGAACCGCGGACGCUGUGUCAGCCAGGGCUGGAGGAGCUAUACGUGUGAGUGCCACAGACCAUAUGAGGGACACGACUGUGCCGAGGAGUAUAUCACUGCAAGGUUUGGAAACAAAGACCAGGAGAGUUACGCCGUCUUCUCCUUGAAUGAGGACCCAGGUGAUGCCGUAAUCAUAUCCAUGUUCAUUCGCACCAGACAGUCCAGUGGCCUUCUCCUCAUCCUGGCCAACAGCACCAGUCAGUACCUCCGCUUGUGGUUAGAGGAAGGCAGGGUCAAAGUCCAGGUCAACAACUUUGAGAGCCUUGUUGGUCAGACGCCUAUCAGCGAUGGACACUUCCAUUUAUUGACUGUGAAGAUGGAAGGAAUAGCAGCCAACUUGUUCCAGUCGGCCCAAGACCAGGGCUCCAUGUCCAUCAGGCACACCAAAGCCCACUCUGGGGAUCUGGUUUUCGUUGGUGGGCUGCCAGAAUCAAGGGCCUCAGCUAAGUUUGGUGGCUACUUUAAGGGAUGUGUACAGGACCUGAGGAUUAACAGCAAACGGCUGCAGUUCUAUCCCAUACAAAGUCCAGUGGAAUCUCACAGCCUGGGAAAACUCAUCAGUGUCGCAAAAGGAUGCAGCAGUGACGACGCCUGUGCUGUCAAUCCCUGUCUCAAUGGGGGAGUGUGUUACUCCAUGUGGGAUGAUUUCAUCUGUAAUUGCCCCCCCAACACUGCAGGGCAGCGCUGUGAGAAGGUGAAAUGGUGCGAGCUGUCUCCCUGCCCCGCCAGUGCCGUUUGUCAGCCCCGCUCUCAGGGCUUUGAGUGUUUGUCUAAUGUGACAUUUCGGGAUGAAAGCAGUGUUCUGCACUACCGGAGCAACGGCAAGAUUAGCCGCAACCUUACCAGCCUGUCCCUGAGCGUCCGCACAAGACAGUCCACUGCCACCUUACUGCACGGACAACAGGGCUCAGCCUACCUCACCGUGUUCCUCCACAACUCUCAUUUGGUCACGGAGAUCAAGGCUGGGGAUGAAAAGGAUCCCUCCAAGGUGACAGUUCAAAGCCAAGGUGCCAUCAGUGAUGGAGUGUGGCACACAGUGGAGCUCAGCAUGGAGAGCAAGACACUACCAGCCUCCAGGUGGAUCAUGGAUGUGGACGGAAGCCAGAGGGAGCAAAGCAUGUCCAGAACAGCUACAGGAAACCUGGAUUUCCUCAGGGAGGGAGCAGACAUUUUUGUAGGUGGACGCAGUCUGGACACUAGAAUGAAACUGUCUGGUUGUCUGGGUUCUGUGGAGAUCGGAGGCCUUCUCCUUCCUUUCCACUCGGACAGAAGGUUGAACCUCCCCAGACCUCAGGAGGAGCAGUUUGUGAGGAUGAAUGGCAACGAUGCCCUGCAGCACAGCUGCUCGGGAUCCAGUGUGUGCGCACGCAACCCCUGUGAGAACCAGGGUGUGUGCGAGGAUCUCUUUGACCUGCAUCACUGCACAUGUCCCUCUGAGUGGACAGGGCCGCUGUGUCAACAUCCAAUAGACGCCUGUGUCUCAGGUCCGUGCAUCUACGGCAACUGUACCAAUUACCCGGGCGGAUUCAGGUGUGUGUGUGAGCCGGGCUACAGUGGUGAACAGUGUGAGGUUGAAGUCGACAUGUGUGAAAACAGCAAUUGCAGCAACGGUGCUACUUGCCUCAAAGGCGUCCAGACCUACUCAUGCCUCUGCCUUCAGAACAUGACCGGCCAAUACUGCAACGACAAAGUCCCUGAGAUCCCAUGGUACAUUGAGACAAAUCCACUUCCUCAGCUGCCUGUGUCUACAUGUAUGGGUACAAGAUGGAAAUACAGCUGCUAUAACGGAGGGAGCUGCUCAAAAUUCAACACCUGUCACUGCCUGCCGGGCUUCACAGGACAGUGGUGUGAGAAGGAUGUUGACGAAUGUGCCUCAGACCCAUGUAUGAACGGAGGCUUCUGUGUCAACUACGUGAACAGCUUUGAGUGUGUGUGUGACAUGAAUUAUUCGGGGGAUCAUUGCCAAAUAGACGUCAGCGACUUCUAUCUGUACCUCUUCUUAGGCCUGUGGCAGAACCUCUUCCAGCUGGUGUCCUACCUCGUCAUCCGCUUCGAUGAUGAGCCAGAAGUCGAUUGGGGAUUCUACAUUAAUGAUUAGGCCCCUCCUUGUCUAUUACUGCGCAGACAUCUAGAAGAGAUUAUUUGAUGAGUGGGAAAUGUCACAUUAUUGGCCACAGAGAGUUUGGUGACUCUCUGUGGCCAAUAAUGUUAUUACAACACACAACAUUGUUUGUUUUUUACAUUUAAGGUUCAUUUGCAGCAAACCUCAGAGAACAAUAUGUAUUCCAAAAAUGUACUGACAUGACCCAAGAACAAAAUCCUCACAAAAGCAAAAACAGAUCAUCAUGGCUACAGAUCAUCUAAAUUAAUUAAUUUGGUGAUUAAUAUUUUAUAUUGUAUAAUUUUUUAUA